AUGUCGUUGGUCCCUGGCGUCUACAGACUCCGCACUGCUCAACCUAGUUCAUCUGGUGAUAUGUAUAUGGAGCUCAAGGAUGGAGCUAAGUGGAGUGGAGUUCAACUAGCAAAACUGAAACCAACAAGCGCGGCGCAAAAAUGGAACCUGAGUAAAGAGCAGGAUCAAUGGAUUCUGGACAAUGAGUCGCAAGACAACGAGGUUCUUUCCCCUCUUGCUAAUAACAGUAACGGUCAGUUAUUCGGCUCUGGACUCAAGUCGAAAGAAAACUCGAUUCUGAGAUGGAAGUUAUUCCAAUACGAAGGUGGUAUUUGGAGGAUCGAAAAUGUGGCGUUCCAUGACAAAGUAGUUGACCUUCAAGAAGGAAUCGCGCAGCCAGGGCAACCCAUCAUAAUUUACCCAGGGAGGGAUGAGACUGUCGAUAAUCAGAGGUGGCAUCUUGAGAAAGUGGAGGACUAG
Molecule: messenger RNA, 459 nt
Organism: Penicillium hordei
Lineage: Eukaryota; Fungi; Ascomycota; Eurotiomycetes; Eurotiales; Aspergillaceae
Exons: 4
Coding region: 1-459 (152 amino acids)
Source: RefSeq, a predicted model, not a curated record